CACACUCCCUCAAACAACCUAUUACCCCUGUGGAGGCUUAGCGGUCUUGGCGGAAACGAUCACCAGCAACGACAACAACAACAACAGUUACAGUUACAAUGCAUUGUGUACAUGCACGUGUACAUUGUGUGAUAGUCAAUUGAAAAUGGAACCUGAAAAAUCACAGUUGAAAUGUGGAUUUGCUGUCAUAUCCAAGGAUAUCGAGUGUGGUACUUACGCUUCAUACCCCAAUGACAAGAGUGUGAUCCCCUUGAAACAAUGUAAGAAGGACGUGCACUCCCAUUUGAUGCGUUGGAUGUCCUCCAGGAAAGCCAGUCAAGUCAAAAGUGAAUGGGAGCUCAUAGCACUUCGUGCUGGCGUGUUUGAUAUGAGUUCUCCAGUUCUGGACACCACAAUAUGCCCGAACCACCGAUACAAGUUGAGUUUAUCAUGGAAUCAGCAAAGGAGAUGCCAGCACCCACUUCAUCAACCCUCUAAAACAAGUCGGAAGCCCAGAAAAGAUGGUGGUUCAGUUCAUCGAGUGAUGUCUCGGGAAAUAUACAUCAAGUGGGGAGUUUUUGUCCCAGUUGGCUCAGCUCUGUGUAAAGGAUGUGAGGCUAAACAUCGAGUAUCUGUGGCAAAUGUAGAACCAGAAGUAGAACCAGCACCCAUGGAUACAGAGUCCGCUGUUGCCUCUUCCUCUGUUCAACCAGCCGACGCCUUAGAAAACCCAGCAGACGGGACAGAAGGGCAAAUUUGAUGGGUAGUGUUGUUGCAACAGUAUCAUAAGGACUGCUGGUCAAGCACUCUUGAGCUGGGAGAGAGAAAUGAUAAGAGGGUGGAGACAGAUUUUCUGAAAUGUUGGUCUUUGAGUCAUGACUGGGCAGAAUUAGCCCAGUGAAAGUUGUCAGCUACACAUCAAGAAUUCUUGAUUUAGAAUGAAAGGGUACAACUUUAUUGGAUGUACAUUCAUCAGGCUUGACCUGAGAUUUUCCACGCCAUUGAUUGCAAAUGCAUUGUUCGCAUUCUGCAAUACAUCUCUCUUUUUCUAAAAAAAAUACAUGGUGAAUUUCCUAA
Molecule: messenger RNA, 1056 nt
Organism: Lineus longissimus
Lineage: Eukaryota; Metazoa; Nemertea; Pilidiophora; Heteronemertea; Lineidae
Exons: 3
Coding region: 146-739 (197 amino acids)
Source: RefSeq, a predicted model, not a curated record